Telopea speciosissima is the source of this 2138-nucleotide messenger RNA. RefSeq lists its product as uncharacterized. Gene Ontology annotation, molecular function: protein kinase activity; ATP binding. Bases 32 to 1924 code for a protein of 630 amino acids. The transcript has 4 exons. Lineage: Eukaryota; Viridiplantae; Streptophyta; Magnoliopsida; Proteales; Proteaceae. Gene Ontology annotation, biological process: protein phosphorylation. The record is from RefSeq and is a predicted model, not a curated record.
GAAAAAUUUCUAAUCUUUUUCAGCUGGCAAAAUGGCUGGAGAACUUGGAGCAACUCCAUCUGCAGCUACUUUUGAGUAUGAGCUUUUUGAGGGUGAUCCUGAUCACCUCAGAACUGUUGUAGCAACGCCGAAUCAGAUUAGCCCAUGGAUCGAUCCUGCUGCUUUGAAACUUAAACACAGAUUUGGGCGGGGGCCAUUUGGUGAUAUUUGGUUGGCAACUCAUCAUCAGUUGACUAAUGGUUCUGAACGAUUUCAUGAAGUGGUUGUCAAGAUGUUACAUCCGAUCCAUGAAGAUCAUAUGCACACUUUCUUGGAUAAAUUUGAAGAUUUAUUUGCUAGGUGCCAAGGAUUACAAGGUGUCUGUUGGUUACAUGGUAUCUCUGUGAUAAAUGGAAAAAUAUCAAUUGCUAUGAAGUUUUAUGAGGGAUCGGUUGGAGACAAAAUGGCUCGUCUUAAAGGAAACAAGCUGCCAUUGCCUGAUGUUUUGAGGUACGGGAUUGACUUGGCUCAGGGAGUUCUGGAAUUGCAUUCAAAAGGGACACUGGUUUUAAAUCUUAAGCCCUUUAACUUUCUUCUUAACGAGAACAACAAAGCAAUCCUGGGUGAUUUUGGGAUUCCGUAUCUACUGCUUGGGAUUCCACUGCCAAGUUCAGAUAUGGUUCUGAGACUUGGAACCCCCAAUUACAUGGCUCCAGAACAAUGGCAACCAGAAGUAAGAGGUCCACUAUCUAUUGAGACUGAUUCUUGGGGGUUCGGAUGCAGCGUCGUGGAGAUGUUGACUGGAACUCAACCCUGGUGUGGGAGAUCAGUGGAGGAAAUUUAUAACUUAGUUGUAUCCAAGCAAGAGAAGCCACAGAUUCCAAGUGGUUUGCCUCCUGCCAUUGUGAAUGUGAUCAGUGGUUGUUUUGAGUAUGACUUCCGGAAUCGUCCUUUAAUGGCAGACAUCUUACAUGCAUUUAAAAGCUCUCAGAAUGCAGUUUAUGGUGAUGAAGGCUGGACUGGCCUGGGGAACUGGAAAUUGGAAGACAAAUCAAUUGGCUGUGGUUACACAGAGUGGUUCCUCUCCAAGGAUCAUCUCCAAGUGGGUGAUACAGUGCGUUCCAGAAAGCCUGCAAACUCGUGCAAGCCUGCAAACAUGUUUAUCCCAGAGGGAAUGGUAGCUGGUUUGGAGGACAGUGACAGAGAUGAGUUUGUUCUUGUGAGGGUCCACAGUAUUCAUGAUCCUUUAAGAGUUCAUACAUCAACACUGGAGAGGGUUACAUCUGGCUUGGCAGCAGGGGAUUGGGUAAGGGUGAAGGAAGAUGACAAGAAACACUCGCCUGUGGGUAUUCUCCAUUCAAUCCAGCGUGAUGGCACUGUAGCAGUUGGGUUUAUUGGACUGGAGACUCUUUGGAAGUGGAGUUUUGCAGACCUCCAGAUGGCAGAAUCCUACUGUGUGGGCCAAUUUGUGAGGCUGAAAACUAAUGUGUUUAGCCCUCGUUUUGAAUGGCCCCGUAAAAGAGGAGGUGCAUGGGCUACAGGAAGGAUCAUACAGGUCCUCCCAAAUGGAUGCCUUGUAGUCGGGUUCCCUGGAAGAUUUAAGUUUGGAGAUGCAUGCAACAGCUUCUUAGCAGAUCCUGCUGAAGUUGAAAUGGUUUCUUUCAGUACAUGUCCUGGGGUAGUAAAGAAAUACCAACACCUCGAGGAUUUUCACUGGGUUGUUCGGCCACUUGUAAUUGCAUUUGGUCUGUUUACUGCCAUGAAACUUGGUUUCUUUGUAGGCAAAAAUGUGAGAAGAUCAAGGAUGAAGAAAGGACGGGUUAGUUUGAUUCAAGGGGAUGGUCAACAUCAGGAUGGCCAGAGUAGUGGCAACCCAGCAUGGCUUCCCCCGCCUGUGGCAAACAUGCUUUUCCGGGAAGGGGUUCCUACGACUACUGGGAGGUAAUUAUUCAACCGCACCUUAUAUCGGCCAUGGCUAUUUUCGAUGAGACUUGUAGAACUGGUGCAGCAAAUUAUUUUGCUAAUUUAGGCCGAUUUACUCAACUCCUUUGUAGAUGUGUUAGGGAAUCAGAACUUACAUUGAAUUUGGGCAUCUGUCCAUAAUAGUCACUGGUGUCAUUAUACUUGUUUACUAGCUGUAUAUAUGCUUAUUUGGCCUU